AUGUUUCAUGCUACAACUCAUUAUAGCUUCAAAAAGCACUCAUUUAUGAAAAUUUGUUUGUUUCAGAGAGCUACCUUGGCGGAAAAGGAGGUGACAACUCUAAAAGAGCAGUUAGCGACAACAAGCCCCACUCCUCUUCAAGCCGCCGUACCAAAGACCAAUGGGUCGAUAGAACCCGCAAGAGAAUCAGAGACUAGAAUACCAGACUACAGCCCAGAUAUCAAAGAAGAGAAAAGAAGAUCCCCAGACAUUGAUGAGGAUAUAGAACAGAAGAUAGAAAUGGCGGCAACUGCGAGGAGUAACAACAAUUCAUCCAGGAGCAGUCCAGUUGUCAAUCAGACGAAUAAUCUGGAGAACGAAUUAGCCGCUAAGGAAAAAGAGGUAACUUAA
Molecule: messenger RNA, 390 nt
Organism: Pieris macdunnoughi
Lineage: Eukaryota; Metazoa; Arthropoda; Insecta; Lepidoptera; Pieridae
Source: the annotation of a GenBank genome assembly